Punica granatum (pomegranate) is the source of this 3753-nucleotide messenger RNA. Lineage: Eukaryota; Viridiplantae; Streptophyta; Magnoliopsida; Myrtales; Lythraceae. The record is from RefSeq and is a predicted model, not a curated record.
GGCUGAAAAUGAUAUUGUAGAGAAUGGAGAUAAGAAGCAGAAUAACAGGGCUAACACAGUAUCCCAUUACAAGCUGUUCUCGUUCGCAGACUCCUUCGAUUAUUCCCUCAUGCUCAUCGGCACAGUUGGUGCCAUCGGUAAUGGGAUUUGCACGCCGCUCAUGACUAUAUUCUUUGGAGAUCUUGUCCAAGUGAUGGCGGGAAGCAUCGAUGUAAAGGACUCAGUCCACGAAGUGUCCCUUAAGUUCAUGUAUUUGGCGCUGGCUUCGGGGUUUGCGUCAUUUCUUCGGACGUCGUGCUGGAUGAUAACUGGAGAGAGACAAGCUGCUCGAAUAAGAGCUCUCUACCUGCGUGCGAUUUUGAGACAAGACAUUGCCUUCUUUGACAAGGAAGCGAGCACCGGACAAAUAGUCUCGCAGCUCUCUGGUGAUACUAUUCUUAUCCAAGACGCAAUGGGUGACAAGGUCGGAAACUUUAUCCAGCUACUUGUUACAGCCAUAGGAGGCUUCAUUGUGGCUUUUAGCAAGGGAUGGCUUCUCACUUUUGCAAUGAUUUGUACGAUUCCUCCAGUUGUUUUUGCAGGAGCAAUCACGAUGAUGCUCCUUGGAAAGAUCCAAUCCCAAGCACAAUCUUCUUAUUCGGUUGCAGCAACAAUUGUAGAACAGACUAUUGGCUCGAUCAGAACCGUCGCUUCAUUUUCGGGCGAGAAGCGGGCAAUCAAGGAGUAUGAUAAGGCCUUGGUCAAGGUCUAUAGGGCCGGGCUUUAUGAGGGCUUGGCCUCGGGAUUGGGCUUCGGGACAUUAAUGAUGAUAUUGUUCUGCAGUUACGCGUAUGCUAUGUGGAUCGGCGGAAAGAUGAUAAUCAACAAGGGAUACACAGGAGGAACUGUCAUUAAUGUAAUGUUUGCUGUAGUCCUUGGCUCUUUAUCAAUUGGGCAGACUUCCUCGUGCUUAAGCGCAUUUGCAGCAGGACAAGCCGCAGCGUUUAAGAUGUUUGAGACUAUCAACAGGAAGCCCAAAAUCGAUGCUUCAGACUCAAGAGGACGGAAAUUUAAGAGAAUCUCCGGAGACAUUGAGCUGAGAGAUGUCUACUUCAGUUACCCGACCAGACCGAACGAAAUGAUAUUUACAGGACUGUCCCUUUUCAUUCCUAGAGGCACGACCGCUGCUCUUAUGGGUCCCAGUGGGAGCGGGAAAUCAUCAGUCAUUAACCUCAUCGAGAGGUUUUAUGAUCCGCAGGGUGGAGAAGUUCUGAUUGGAGGAAUCAAUCUUAAGAAGUUUCAACUCAAGUGGAUCAGAGAAAAGAUUGGUCUAGUUAGUCAAGAACCGGUUCUGUUUUCGACUAGCAUUAUGGAUAAUAUCGCGUUUGGAAAGGAGACUGCAACCAUUGAAGAAAUUAAAGCCGCUGCCGUGCUGUCUAAUGCUGCAGGCUUCAUAGACAUGCUACCUCAGGGAUUAGAUACUAUGGUCGGAGAGCACGGGAUAAAGCUUUCAGGGGGGCAGAAACAGAGGAUUGCGAUUGCUCGAGCAAUUCUAAAGGACCCCAAAAUACUGCUUCUGGAUGAGGCAACAAGCGCUCUUGAUGCAGAAUCCGAGAGGAUCGUCCAAGAGGCAUUAGACCAAGUUAUGGAGAACCGAACUACCGUGAUUGUGGCCCAUCGGUUGAGUACCGUGAAGAAAGCUGACUCGAUCUACGUUCUUCAUCAAGGCAAGAUUGUUGAAAAAGGUAAGCAUUCGAAGCUGCUGAAGGAUCCCAAUGGAGCGUACAGCAACCUCAUCCGAUUACAAGAAAUUGGGAAAUCAUCGAGAAAGACAUCUGCACUAGAUCCCGAGAACAAUCGUCUCCCGUUGUGGGUUCCCAUUGGUAUGUCCCCGAUGGUCAGUGCUUCUGUAGGAACACCAGGCAACGUGUCCGAGAUGACUCUCGGUUCCGAAGUGCAGACCCAGCAAGCACAACUUUCACUAACCCGUCUCGCCUAUCUCAACACCCCUGAGAUUCCUGUGAUGCUUCUAGGAGCUCUGGCUGCAGCAGGGAAUGGAGUCAUUUACCCGGUUUUCGGCACGAUGCUUGCGAGUAUUAUCAAGACUUUCUUCGAACCGACAGACGAGCUCCGAAAGGGUACUGAAAGUUGGGCUGUGAAGUUCGUAAUUCUCGGGAUAGCAUCUUUAGUCUCCACUCCCUCGGCGACUUUCUUUUUCUCAGUGGCGGGUUGUAAGUUGAUUAAGAGGAUAAGAUCUAUGUGCUUCGAGAAAAUGGUGUAUAUGGAGAUAGGUUGGUUCGACGAAGCUGAGAACUCUAGUGGUUCUAUUGGUGCGCGGCUUUCUGGGGAUGCAACUUCGGUUCGGUAUUUGGUUGGUGACACUCUUGCUCUGCUUGUGCAGAACAUUGCUACAGCAGUUGCUGGCUUACUCAUUGGAUUUACUACAAACUGGGAAUUAGCACUCAUAAUUCUCCUCUUGAUACCACUUUUGGGAAUAAGCGGUUACGUUCAGGUCAAGUCCAUGACAGGUUUCGGUGCAGACGCAAAGAAAAUGUAUGAGGAGGCUAGUCAAGUGGCUAGCGAUGCAGUUGGGAGUAUUAGGACGGUAGCCUCCUUUUGUGCGGAGGAGAGGACAGUGCAGCUUUACCGGGAAAAAUGCGAAGGCCCUCUCAGUGCGGGAAUCAGGCAAGGUUUAAUAAGCGGGGUCAGCUGCGGCUUUUCUUUCUUCUUUAUCUUCUUCUUCUAUGCAAUAAGCUUUUAUUCCGGGGCCCAGCUAGUAGAUCAAGGCAAGACGAACUUCCACAAGGUCUUCCGUGUGGUUUUCGCUCUUUGUAUGACGGCUCUUGGGAUUUCGCAUUCGAACUCUCUUGCGCCUGAUGCUGGUAAAGCACGGAGCUCGGCUACUUCUGUACUAGAAAUCCUCGACCAGAAAUCAAAAAUCGACGCAAGCGAUGACUCAGGGAUUGAAUUGGACAGAGUGAAGGGAAAUAUCAAGUUUCAGCAUGUGGGUUUUAGGUAUCCUACUAGGCCUGAUAUCGAAGUGUUAUGCGACUUUUGCUUGUCUAUCAACUCAGGCCAGACGGUUGCUUUGGUUGGAGAAAGUGGGUGUGGGAAGUCGACUGUGAUAUCGUUGCUGCAGAGGUACUACGACCCUGAUUCGGGCAGCAUAACAUUGGACAGGAUGGAACUAAGGAAGCUGAAUUUGAAAUGGUUGAGGCAGCAAAUUGGUCUUGUUAGUCAAGAACCAGUCUUGUUCAAUGCAACAGUUCGGGCGAAUAUCGCAUAUGGUAAAGAUGGAGAAGUGACGGAGGCAGAGAUCAUUGCUGCUGCCAAAUUGGCUAAUGCCCACAAUUUCAUCAGUAGCCUCCAACAGGGAUACGAAACUGUGGUGGGCGAAAGGGGGAUUCAACUCUCAGGUGGGCAAAAGCAACGGGUUGCAAUUGCAAGAGCUAUAGUCAAGUCUCCUAAAAUACUACUCCUAGACGAAGCAACCAGCGCUCUUGAUGCUGAAUCAGAGCGGGUGGUCCAAGCUGCAUUGGACCAAGCCGUGGUUAACCGAACCACACUGGUUGUGGCCCACCGGUUAUCCACCAUAAAGAAUGCCGACAUAAUAGCAGUGGUAAAAAAUGGAGCCAUCGUCGAGAAAGGAAAACGCGAAACUUUGCUUAGCAUCAGGAAUGGAAUAUAUGCCUCCUUGGUAGGUCCAUGUAAAGCCACUUUCGCGAGCUAAACUGAACAUGCCGAUCUAUGUGAUGUGACUACACCUCUCUAACA